AUGAGUGAUAUUCCAAACCCAUUCGAAGAUCAGAGUGAAACAUUAUUUGAUUUGAAUUUAGACAAUCCUGAUGAUGAUGAUACAUAUGAUACUGAAAAAAGAAAAGAUUUGAAAAAAUCAUCGAACCAAAAUAUUGAAUUUAUAAAUGAAAAAACUGCCAAAUCAGUAAAACAACAAACCAUAAGCACUCCUGGUACUGAUAACAGAUAUAGUGAAGAUUAUACAAUAGAAAAUGAUAUCAAUGUGGAUCCUUUUCUCGAUGAUGUAGAAUUAUCAUGGAAUGCAAACCCAGAUGAUGGGAACGAUUUCGAUAUUAAUAUAGAAAACAGUGGUAGAAUUGGUAAACGACCUUCGAUAUGGGCAAGAGCUUGGUAUAAAAUUAAACCGGGUAGCAAAAAAAAACAAUCGACGAAUCGUUUUGAAAUGCAAAAUUAUAACGCAGUUGUGGCAGAUGCAAAUGAUGAUGAUGAUGUUUAUUUGAAAUCAAGAGAUCGGUUCAAUAUGAAAAUUAUAUUUAAUAAAUAUAUCUUGGGUAAGUAUGGUACUUCUUCAGCAACUGAUACAUCUGAACCAAGAUUAAUUUAUUUGAAUGAUAAGAGAAAUAAUGCGACGUUAGGUUAUGGUGAUAAUCAUAUCUCUACAACAAAAUAUAACUUCGCCACAUUUUUACCAAAAUUUUUAUUUCAAGAGUUCACCAAAUAUGCAAAUUUAUUCUUUCUAUUCACAUCUGCCAUUCAACAAGUACCGCAUGUUUCACCAACAAAUAGAUAUACCACCAUUUGUACAUUAUUAAUUGUUUUAAUCGUUUCUGCCAUGAAGGAAAUUGUAGAAGAUAUUAAAAGAUCUCGUUCAGAUAGUGAAUUGAAUAAUUCAAAAGCUAGAGUAUAUUCAGAAAUGAAUGGUGAUUUUGUAGAGAAAAGAUGGAUCGAUAUCAGAGUAGGUGACAUGAUUAAAGUGAAUUCAGAAGAGCCAAUACCUGCAGAUAUCAUUAUUAUAUCAUCAUCUGAACCAGAAGGGUUAUGUUACAUCGAGACUGCAAAUUUGGAUGGUGAAACUAAUUUAAAGAUUAAACAAUCUAGGGUAGAAACUUCAAAAUAUAUUGAUUCGAGAAAUUUAAAUUCAAUGAAUGGUAGAAUUUUAUCAGAACAUCCAAAUUCAAGUCUGUAUACUUAUCAAGGUACUAUGGAAUUGAAUGGCAGAAGCAUUCCAUUAUCUCCAGAACAAAUGAUUUUACGUGGUGCAACUUUAAGAAACACUCCGUGGAUAUUUGGGAUAGUUAUAUUUACUGGUCAUGAAACAAAAUUAAUGCGUAACGCUACAGCUACUCCUAUUAAGAGAACUGCAGUUGAACGUGUUAUUAAUUUACAGAUUUUAGCAUUGUUUGGGGUAUUAAUUCUAUUAUCUUUAAUCUCUUCUAUUGGUAAUGUUAUUAUGAUGAGUGCAUCAAGCCACUUAUCAUAUUUGUAUAUUAAAGGAACUAAUAAGGUAGGGCUAUUUUUCAAAGAUAUCUUAACAUUUUGGAUUUUAUUUUCUAAUUUAGUCCCCAUUUCAAUGUUUGUUACCGUUGAAUUAAUUAAAUAUUAUCAAGCAUUUAUGAUCAGUUCAGAUUUAGAUUUAUAUGACGAAACAACUGAUACACCAACUGUGGUUCGUACUUCUUCAUUAGUAGAAGAAUUGGGUCAAAUAGAAUAUAUUUUCAGUGAUAAAACUGGGACAUUAACAAGAAAUAUCAUGGAAUUCAAAUCUUGUUCAAUUGCUGGUCAUUGUUACAUUGAUGUGAUUCCAGAAGAUAAAGAGGCUACUAUGGAAGAUGGUAUUGAAGUCGGUUAUAGAAAAUUCGAUGAUUUAAAGGAAAGAAUAUUAAAUACAGAUGAUCCAGAAUCCCAAUAUAUAGAAAUGGUCUUAACUUUGUUAGCCACUUGCCAUACAGUUAUUCCGGAACUUCAGAGUGAUAGUUCAAUUAAAUAUCAAGCUGCAUCUCCAGAUGAAGGUGCUUUGGUUCAAGGUGGUGCUGACUUGGGUUAUAAAUUUAUUAUUCGUAAACCAAACUCAGUAACUGUGGAACUUAAAACUACAGGUCAAACUUUGGAAUAUGAAUUAUUAAACAUAUGCGAGUUUAACUCUACAAGAAAGAGAAUGAGUGCAAUUUUUAGAUUCCCUGAUGGUUCAAUCAAGUUAUUCUGUAAAGGUGCUGAUACUGUGAUUUUAGAAAGAUUAGAUCCUGAAAAUAAUUAUUAUGUAGAAUCCACUAUGAGACAUUUAGAAGAUUAUGCAGCCGAAGGUUUAAGAACGUUGUGUUUGGCAAUGAGGGAUAUCCCAGAGGAAGAAUAUAAUAAUUGGAAUAAGAUAUACAAUGAAGCUGCAACAACCUUAGAUAAUAGAUCUCAGAAAUUAGAUGAUGCAGCCGAAUUGAUUGAAAACAAUCUUUUCUUAUUGGGUGCUACUGCAAUUGAAGAUAAGUUACAAGAUGGAGUUCCUGAAACAAUCCACACUUUACAAGAUGCUGGCAUCAAAAUCUGGGUUCUUACUGGUGAUAGACAGGAAACGGCUAUUAACAUUGGUAUGAGUUGUAGAUUGCUGAGCGAAGAUAUGAAUUUAUUAAUCAUCAAUGAGGAGACUAAAGAAGAUACAAGAAAUAAUUUACUUGAAAAAAUGCGGGCAAUUAACGAGCAUCAAUUAUCUCAAUACGAAUUGGAUACAUUAGCUAUGGUUAUCGAUGGUAAAUCGUUAGGAUUUGCAUUAGAAUCUGAUUUAGAAGAUUAUUUAUUAGCUGUGGGUAAACUUUGUAAAGCUGUUAUUUGUUGUCGUGUUUCUCCAUUGCAAAAAGCAUUAGUUGUUAAGAUGGUCAAGAGAAAGACAAGCUCAUUGUUACUAGCCAUUGGUGACGGUGCCAAUGACGUCAGUAUGAUUCAAGCUGCACAUGUUGGUGUUGGUAUCAGUGGCCAAGAAGGUAUGCAAGCUGCAAGAUCAGCAGAUUUCGCUAUUGGGCAAUUCAAAUAUUUAAAAAAAUUGUUACUUGUCCAUGGGUCAUGGUCUUACCAAAGAAUAUCUGUGGCAAUCCUUUAUUCCUUCUAUAAAAACAUUGCAUUAUAUAUGACUCAAUUUUGGUACGUUUUUGCUAAUGCUUUUUCAGGCCAAUCUAUUAUGGAAUCAUGGACAUUAACUUUCUACAACGUAUUUUUUACAGCCCUACCACCCUUUGUUAUUGGUGUCUUUGAUCAAUUUGUUAGCAGUAGAUUAUUAGAAAGAUACCCACAAUUAUACAAAUUAGGACAAAAGAGUAAAUUUUUCUCCGUAACUAUCUUCUGGGGUUGGAUUAUUAAUGGAUUUUAUCAUUCAGCAGUGACAUAUGUCGGUUCAACGUUAUUCUACAGAUAUGGUGAUGUAUUAAACAUGCAUGGUGAAACAACGGAUCAUUGGACUUGGGGUGUGGCAGUUUAUACAAAUAGUUUACUUAUCGUACUAGGUAAAGCUGCACUUGUAACUAAUCAAUGGACAAAAUUUACUUUAUUUGCUAUUCCCGGCUCUUUUGUUUUUUGGAUGGUAUUUUUCCCUAUUUAUGCAUCUAUCUUCCCUCAUGCAAAUAUUUCAAUGGAAUAUGCUGGGGUAUUAUCUCACACUUAUGGUUCUGCAGUAUUUUGGCUAAUGUUACUUGUAUUACCAGUGUUUGCCUUAUUUAGAGAUUUUAUUUGGAAAUAUUACCGUAGAAUGUAUGUCCCAGAAUCGUAUCAUGUUGUUCAAGAAAUGCAAAAAUAUAACAUAUCAGAUUACAGGCCACAUCUACAACAAUUUCAAACUGCGAUUAGAAAAGUGAGACAGGUUCAACGUAUGAAAAAACAAAGAGGGUUCGCAUUUUCACAAAGUGAGUCUGGUGAUCAAGAAAGAUUGGUUCGUAUGUAUGAUACUACCAAGAGAAGAGGCCAAUUCGGGGAAUUAGGUGAUGCUACUUCAAGCAAUCCUUUCAAUGAUUCAAACGGCAUUAGGAAUAUUGAUGAAGGUAGUAUAUCUAUACGCCCUAAAACAGAUGCAAGAGGAUUUAAAACCGAUGAUUUGCAAUCUUUUGAAAGUUUUGAUUUAUAG
Molecule: messenger RNA, 4080 nt
Organism: Henningerozyma blattae CBS 6284
Lineage: Eukaryota; Fungi; Ascomycota; Saccharomycetes; Saccharomycetales; Saccharomycetaceae
Gene: DRS2
Product: aminophospholipid-translocating P4-type ATPase DRS2
Exons: 1
Coding region: 1-4080 (1359 amino acids)
Biological process (GO): endocytic recycling; post-Golgi vesicle-mediated transport; intracellular protein transport
Cellular component (GO): plasma membrane
Molecular function (GO): ATP hydrolysis activity; ATPase-coupled intramembrane lipid carrier activity; ATP binding
Source: RefSeq, a predicted model, not a curated record